Messenger RNA from Ochotona princeps (American pika), 6756 nucleotides. It is a transcript of the gene LRRC8C, whose product is annotated as leucine rich repeat containing 8 VRAC subunit C. Gene Ontology annotation, molecular function: protein binding. The transcript is spliced from 3 exons. NCBI's taxonomy places the organism in Eukaryota, Metazoa, Chordata, Mammalia, Lagomorpha, Ochotonidae. Bases 210 to 2621 code for a protein of 803 amino acids. The record is from RefSeq and is a predicted model, not a curated record.
UGCGGGAACUGGGGCGUUAGCUGCGUCCCGGCUCGGAGCCCGCGAAGAGGACGGGAAACGAGGCGCCGCCGUGGCCGCGGCCGCAGUGCUCCGGGCGCGCCAAGCCAUGAGCGGCGACCCCGCAGUCGCUGGCCGCCGCUGAGCCGGGGCCGGAGCCGGAGCCAGCUUGCCGCCACCCAGCACCCUCUCCAGCCGGCACCCAGAGAAACAUGAUUCCGGUGACAGAAUUCCGGCAGUUCUCUGAGCAGCAGCCUGCCUUCCGGGUGCUGAAGCCAUGGUGGGAUGUAUUUACCGAUUACCUCUCAGUGGCCAUGCUGAUGAUCGGCGUGUUUGGAUGUACGUUACAGGUCAUGCAAGACAAGAUCAUCUGCCUUCCGAAAAGAGUGCAGCCUGCUCAGAACCACUCGUCCAUUUCAAAUGUCUCCCAGGCAGCUACCAGUACCACCCCACUGCCCCCACCCAAGCCUUCUCCUGUUAACCCUGCCACUGUGGAAAUGAAGGGGCUGAAGACAGACUUGGACCUUCAGCAAUACAGCUUUAUAAACCAGAUGUGUUAUGAGCGGGCCCUUCACUGGUAUGCCAAGUAUUUCCCUUACCUUGUCCUCAUCCACACCCUGGUCUUCAUGCUCUGCAGUAACUUUUGGUUCAAAUUCCCUGGCUCCAGCUCCAAAAUAGAGCAUUUCAUCUCCAUUCUGGGGAAGUGCUUUGACUCUCCCUGGACCACUCGGGCUCUCUCGGAGGUGUCUGGGGAGGAUUCAGAAGAAAAGGACAGUAGGAAGAACAACGUGAAUCGGUCCAAUACCGUCCAGUCUGGUCCAGAAGGCAGCCUGGUCAACGCUCAGUCGCUCAAGUCCAUUCCAGAGAAGUUUGUGGUGGACAAAACCACCGCAGGAGCCCUGGAUAAAAAGGAAGGGGAGCAGGCCAAGGCCUUGUUUGAGAAGGUGAAGAAGUUCAGAUUGCAUGUGGAAGAAGGGGAUAUACUCUAUGCCAUGUAUGUGCGCCAGACCGUACUUAAGGUUAUCAAAUUCCUGAUUAUCAUUGCCUAUAACAGUGCCCUGGUUUCCAAAGUCCAGUUUACAGUGGAUUGCAAUGUUGACAUACAGGACAUGACUGGAUACAAAAACUUUUCUUGCAAUCACACCAUGGCACACUUGUUCUCAAAACUCUCCUUUUGCUACCUUUGCUUUGUAAGCAUCUAUGGACUGACGUGCCUUUAUACCUUAUACUGGCUCUUCUACCGCUCACUACGGGAAUAUUCUUUUGAGUAUGUCCGACAAGAGACUGGAAUAGAUGAUAUUCCUGAUGUGAAAAAUGACUUUGCUUUUAUGCUUCAUAUGAUAGACCAAUAUGAUCCUCUCUACUCCAAACGAUUUGCAGUGUUCCUAUCAGAAGUCAGUGAAAACAAGCUAAAGCAGCUGAACUUAAAUAACGAGUGGACUCCUGAUAAACUGAGGCAGAAGCUGCAGACCAAUGCCCACAACCGACUGGAAUUGCCUCUUAUCAUGCUCUCUGGCCUUCCGGACACUGUUUUUGAAAUCACAGAGUUGCAGUCUCUCAAACUUGAAAUCAUUAAGAACGUCAUGAUACCAGCCACCAUUGCACAGCUAGACAAUCUCCAAGAGCUCUCUCUGCACCAGUGCUCAGUCAAAAUCCACAGCGCAGCUCUGUCGUUCCUGAAGGAGAACCUCAAGGUCUUGAGCGUCAAGUUUGAUGACAUGAGGGAGCUGCCCCCAUGGAUGUACGGACUCCGGAAUCUGGAAGAGCUCUACUUGGUUGGCUCCCUGAGUCACGAUAUUUCCAAAAAUGUCACCCUCGAGUCUCUGCGGGAUCUCAAAAGCCUUAAAAUUCUCUCCAUCAAAAGCAACGUUACCAAAAUUCCACAGGCAGUGGUGGAUGUGUCCAGCCACCUGCAGAAGAUGUGCAUACACAAUGAUGGCACCAAGCUGGUGAUGCUCAACAAUCUCAAGAAGAUGACCAACCUGACAGAGCUGGAGCUGGUCCACUGUGACCUAGAGCGCAUUCCCCAUGCCGUGUUCAGCUUGCUCAGCCUCCAGGAACUGGACCUGAAGGAAAACAAUCUGAAAUCCAUAGAAGAAAUCGUCAGCUUUCAACACUUGAGGAAGUUAACAGUGCUUAAACUGUGGUACAACAGCAUCACCUACAUCCCAGAGCAUAUCAAGAAGCUCACCAGCCUGGAACGACUAUCCUUCAGUCACAAUAAAAUAGAGGUGCUGCCCUCCCACCUCUUCCUAUGCAACAAAAUCCGAUAUCUGGACUUGUCCUACAAUGACAUUCGGUUCAUCCCACCCGAAAUCGGAGUUCUCCAAAGUUUACAGUAUUUUUCCAUCACUUGUAACAAAGUGGAAAGCCUUCCAGAUGAACUCUACUUCUGCAAGAAACUGAAAACCCUGAAGAUUGGGAAAAACAGCCUAUCCGUACUUUCACCAAAAAUCGGGAAUUUACUGUUUCUUUCCUACUUAGAUGUUAAAGGCAAUCACUUUGAAAUCCUCCCCCCUGAGCUGGGGGACUGCCGGGCUCUGAAACGAGCUGGGUUGGUCGUGGAAGAUGCUCUGUUUGAAACUCUGCCUUCUGAUGUCCGGGAGCAAAUGAAAACAGAAUAACUUAUUUUUUGUUCAAGUUUGACUGAAACACGCUUCAACCAAAUACAGUAUAAAUCAUUAGGCAGUCUUAAUGCCUUUCUUAUUAUUUUAUUUUAUUUUUCACACGAAGCAAAAUGUACACAAAGUUCAAGUAAGGAGUAUGUAUUUUUAAAUAAAAAUUUAAUUGUAUUUUUUCAGUAUUAAUAUUUUAAAGUUUUAUUUGUCCGGGAACCUAUUGUACCUAUUAUCAUUUUCUACUGGUAGUAUGAGAUGGUUCCUUCUGUUUUUGUUUUGUUUCUUCAGUUUAUUCUUAUGAAAGGGAGGGAAUGAUAAGUUGCAUGUAUUUUGGCAUUUUAGGGAUGUAUGAAGACAUUUUGCCAAGGUCACGUUCAGUUUGUUUACACCUGUGUACAGGGUCUUUGUUUUCGUUUUCAUUGUGUUCAUCACUCGCUGCCGUCUCCACUGGCUGCAUCCUUUGUUCUGUAGCACACUCUUCUCUGGUGUGCACACGCACACCAGUGCAUUGCCACAGAGUAUUGGCGUUUAGUUAUUCCCCUGCCUCCAACGGACCUCUACUGUAGCUUAUUUCAUAUUCGUGACAGUUUUCUUUCAACACAGACUGUAAAGGGGUGAAGAACGCUUCAAUUGGUCAUACAUGAUUUAAUUCAUUUGUAUUUUUACCCACAUUUAAAAACAUCAUUUGAAAACUAAGUAAGAGGUUCUCCCCAUCCUUAACAUUUCUCUGUAGUACUGGAGAAUUACCUUCAGGAAACCAGAUUAAUUCUAAUAUUCUAAUAGGUAAUUCAAUUUUUAAAAAAUCAUAGAUUUAGGAGCCUGCCUCUGGAUAAUUGAAUCAUCUUUGAGCUCUUGCUAUGCGGAUGCUCAGGCACUUUGUUAGCGAGCUGCUAUGCUCCAGCCAGGUGCUCGCCUUCUUCUAGCUAGUGCAGCAGUGUUCCUCUCUCUAUGUUCUGCCCGGUGCACAUCGGUAUGAAUCGAUUUCCCUCAGGCCUGCCCUCGCUGUGAGCGCUUGUGAUUCAAGCACGGAAACUCUGAGCUGGCUGGCUUCAGCUGUGUCUCUCAUCUAAAAUGGUUCUGUGACUUGAUUAAAGGAUAAAUAAAUUGCUAAGAGGUUGCCCUUAGCAGUAAUUUUACCGGAUGUUCAGCAGAACUUUUAUCUACCUUUCCCCUUUAAAAUCCAGCAUAGUAAAGAGUCUUGAGCAAAAUAUUUCAACAACUGCUAAGCUGUAUAGAGCAGGAAAGUGACCUAUACUGUUCACGCCCUCAACAAAGGACCAGUCCUGCUGAUCACAGGAACUUUGUUUUAUUGUCAAAUCACAGAAACAAUUUUCUGAGCCCUAGAUUGACCUAAGGAAUUUGGGGGACUUGAAAAAAAAAAAAGAAGGAGCAUGAUUUGAGUUUUCACAAUGGUGUUUUUAAAAAUUGCUCCUUGUUCCUGACAGAUUAGCCCAGUGCUACUUUGAAUCAUACAGAAGACAUUUCUGGGAACUGCUCAACAAAUGUAACACUUCUCAGUUGUGUCUUAAAUUUUACAAUACGUCAUGGGGUGAAAGGUCAGGGAAAGCAUCACUUUUCCUUUGUUUAUUAAUACAGUCAUAUAAACAGAAUUGCUUGGCAGUUUCUGCUGUGUAAGUUUUAGGUGAUUUUAUAUAGCUGAAUUAUUAAGACUUGGAAUUGAAAUAAUGACUUUAUUAUUAAUAUGUAUAAUAAUUAUAACACUGUUUCAGUUAUGUGAUGAAAUGUUCAAUUCUGAAAUAUUGUUGGUACCCUGUCUAUGAGCAGUGUGUCAUAUUUAGAAACAUAACCCCCGCUGCUUUAAGCAAACAAUUUAUCAGCAGAUUGUUGAUGGUCAACAGCACAAAAAGACCCUGCAGCAAGGUGAAUUCACAGAACAGAUGGCAAAACACUGGAUACACUAUUUUUCUGGAUAAAAUGUAUGGUUAUUUUCUGUAUCACCUUUCAAAGAGGGUGUGUUUCAGGUUAAAAUUAUAUUUAUGCUAAAGUCUUUAUCUGAUAUUAACAAUCUCUUAUAUGUUCAUAACGGAAGCAAAUCACUAAUAUGUCACUUAUCACCUGUGGCAAUUUGAUCAAAAUCAAAAAGUUGGUUUUUUUAAUGCCUUUUACAGGCUGAGCCCCCAACCUGUUUCAAAUAAUAUCCCAUAAAUUAGUAUAAACAACUACUUAGCAAGGAAAACUCAUAAAUAUUUCUAUUAAAUUUUAUAAAAAUUUACAAGUCUCAAACUGCAUUUUGAGUCUAAAUUUUCCAACUCUGGCCCUUUUUAAUAUUGUAAGUUUUUGCCCACAUUUAGCAAAAAAAAAAAAGUUACUACUCGGCCUUUAAAUGGUAAACUCAGGUAACAAACUGCUGACUUUUCUAAAAUUCUUUUACUGAUCAGCUCUCAGUAUAGGGUAUCUAAUCAUAUUCUGUAUUUUACAAGUGCUUUUGCUAGGAAAGGAACAACUAGCUCUAUUCUCCAACCUCCAUGGGAUUUCAUGAGAAACUGCUGUGUUAACUGUAAAAGCACCAUAAUGUAUUCUUAGCUCCUGUGGCUUUCUGAAGCCUGUGAUGGCUAAGAUUUUUGGUUUUGCUUUAAUGAUGAAGUGGAAAACAAACAAUUGUUUGGUGAGGAUCUGGUUGAAGGCAGCACUUAGGAAUAUUCCAGGUGAACCUACCUAAGCAAUCUGUAUUUGCUUUUUAUGUGUUGAGUUUGGUUUGCUUUCUAACACAGCAUCCUCAGUAAUCUAGGUUCUUGAAACAAAGACAUCUAUCAUUUACAGUUGUAUCUUUCCCUGACUCACCUAUGUGUUUCUCGUCCCUUGUCCCAUCGUGCUUCUCGGCUGUUUUCAUGAGUUCUAACAAUUUCACAUGGCAUCGUGUAUAGUGAGACUACUUUUUCAGGAAAAUUUGGAAAAUGUGUCUGUUACUAGUGUUUUGUGCAAGAGAUAGCUCCUUGCCUGACUCUCAGGCCAACUUUGUGGAGGAAGUUCUUGCCCUGGAAUCCUCUUUGGGUUAUUUGAGAUAAGAAAAGCCCAAAUUCUUGCAAACUUGCUGUGAUUUCUGACACUGAGAAAGAAAACGUCAUCUUUGUUUCUCUUGCUGAUGUUUUCCCAUGAGAGGUUUUAUUGUUUGUUUUCUACUAUAAGAAAAGUCUGUCUGCUGUUCAUACACUUUAUUUUACUCUCUAAUUUUGUGCUAAAUACAUGAUCCACCGUGGUGAUGCAUUUACUCCAACAGUGAACAUCUGUUGCCUGUCGUAAUGAGCUGUCAGCAAUACUUAUCAGUGAACAGAUAAGACAAAUGUCAGUAUAAUUCUAUUUGCUUUUACAGACUAAAAUUAAGAGUCAAUAAAUAUUAUUCUAUGAAUCCUGAAUCUGCUAAUGGUAGUCAGACAGUUCCAUUUUUGGUAAUAUCGUAGUAACUCAGAACAGAACUCUGUCAUCAUCCAACUAACAAAACAAAAGAAGAAGACAUCAGAAGUACUAGGGAGGACAUCACCUAAAAGAUGGAAGAACUUGUCUUCUCUUUUUCAUUUAGAAACCUAAAAAAAAUUGUGGAUCUUUUGGACCAGAACUGUAACGGUUUUCCAGUUUUGGGCCCCAGCCAUGUGCUGCUGAUUUGGUUUCAUGCCAACUUCCAUAAGAGUUAUCCACUGUUAUUCCGUCUUCCCUGAGUUAUUCACUGACAAAUGUAGUAGCAUCUCUUAAGGUCACUUUGGGGAGACAGAGGGAGGGCUCAUCCUGCUCCCAAAAUAGUUCAUUUUCCCUGAAGACCCUGAAAAGAAGUAUAAAACGGUGGACAGCUUAAUUUCUUGGCUGGGUGAAGCAAGAGUUCCGAUACGUGAUUUCUGACGAGGUAUACAUUUGCUGCUGUUUCUGAAUACCUCUGUCUCUCCCACCUGAAUCUGCCCCUUUAGUGAAUAUUUCUAUUCAGUUGAAACGCCGUGUCUCAUGUGUUUGCACUGUGUUCCUUUUGCCACUUUUUUACUCACUGUAUGUAUUCAGAUUAUGUCAGAUGCUUACAAACUUCUGAGACUCAAGAAAAUGCUUGAAAGUUUGGUUUGUGCAAAUUCAGGAUGAAUUGUCAUAAUGUUAUUUGGCUACAUCGUACAUAGAAAAAUAAAGUUGUUUUUUAACUUAA